Lingula anatina is the source of this 1273-nucleotide messenger RNA. Its product is annotated as ganglioside GM2 activator. Gene Ontology annotation, molecular function: enzyme activator activity; lipid carrier activity. The record is from RefSeq and is a predicted model, not a curated record. Gene Ontology annotation, cellular component: cytoplasmic side of plasma membrane. Lineage: Eukaryota; Metazoa; Brachiopoda; Lingulata; Lingulida; Lingulidae. Gene Ontology annotation, biological process: ganglioside catabolic process; lipid transport.
AGUGAUCGUAUGAAUCCGUAGAGUGAAUAUACAAACUGUUUAAUGCACUCUAUUCAGCAGUGUAACGCUAAACUGUGGCCUGCAGGUGAACCUUAUGCAAGCUUCGGUCAAAACACGCUUACACAAAACUGCGCCCAUGCGGUGAAUACACCUAAGUGGACCUUAUAGUUUAUAGGCUGGGUCACUGGAAAACAAAGGAACAUAUUCGCCGAAACAACAGCCUCAUUCUGACUAAGUCUAACUGCGGUACAUCCACUGGAGCGAACAAGCACAUGAUGUUUUGAGUCACGCGAUUUAUCACGCUAAAAGUAUCAGCUGCGGUCCACUUAUUGUUCAAAACACAAAACCCAAGUUUUGGUCGAUCGUUGGUCUGCUAGAGAUAGAAGCUAGAAGCUGCGCAGCAGUGUCCCUUGUAACAAAGCGGACUAUCACCUCAGGUACAGGCGCCACCAUAUCAACAAACAGCGAGGAGCCAGUACACCUCUCCAACCAAAAUGGAUUUUAAAACUCUGCCGAUCGUUCUAUCAUUUCUGCUGCUGUUUUCUUUGUGUGUGGCUGGAUGGCCAAGUUUGAAGUUUGGAAACGAUAUCAUAGAAAGCUUAGAGAAAGAAGUAAAGGUUGUAAAAAGUAGCGUUAAAUUUGCGAAGCUAAAGCUGUGGACUAACUGUGGCCAGGCUAGUGAUCCUAUUGUCGUAAAGAACUUGACACUUUCGCCACAGCCCGUACGAGUACCUGGGAACAUAACAGUCAGCGGAGCAGUUAUUUUUAAGGAAAAUCUGGUCUCACCUAUCUCAGUUAAGGUGACCAUGGAAGCCAAAGAGUUCUUCUGGAUCACUCUUCCAUGUGAAGACAACGUAGGCAGCUGUUCAUAUGCCAAUGUAUGCGCUAUGAUGCCACCCUCCCAACAGUGUCCGCCUCAGCUUGUUAAGAUCGGGUUACAGUGCAAGUGCCCGGUGAAAGCAGGCACAUACGUUGUACCCCCUCUUAGCGUCGCCCUACCAAAACCGCCCAUAAGCGUCCCGGCAACUACACUCAAAGUUAAAGCAGAAUUCAGUCACAAGGAACAGGCACUAGGAUGCUACCAACUGGAAUUUGCUGUGAACUAACAGAAGCGCGCUCUUUUGGUGUUAACGAUCGGCUGUUCAAACUUUUCUACAUUGCCUUAAAUGACGCACUAAUGUGACUGUACAGAAGCAAACAAAUCUCAAAAGCCAACAUAGAUAUACUUUCUACAUAUAUGCUUUUUAAUAUGAAAAUAAAGUUAACUAAGUUU